CCCCUCCCCUUCCCCUCCCCGCGCCUCCGCGGCUCUGCCCGGUGCGUGCGGUCCCGCUCCCCCGGACGGCAGCGCGGCCCCGUCGGGGCGGGCGGCGGGGCUGAGGCUCCGCUCCGUGCCCAGCCGUGCCCUCGCCAUGCCCAGAGCCUUCCUGGUGAAGCGCCGCAGCCCGCAGCCCGCCGUGCGCAGCUGGGAUGGGCUGCCCGACGAGGAGAGAGCCGACACCUACAUCCCAGGCGGCAUCGGCUGCGUGCUGCUGGGCUACGAGGACAGCUGCAGCCUGGAGAGCAGCGGUAGCAGCAGCGGCGGCACCCGCGACGCCGAGCCCAGCGAUCCCCCGACGCCGCAGGCUGCCCCCGGCGAGCUGGGCGCGGGCGGCGCCGUGCUGCUGGACCUGGCCGGCCAGCGGCCCGUGGUCAGGUCGAAAAUCAAGUUCACCACGGGCACCUGCACCGAUGCUGCCCUGCACAGCUGCGAGCUGUGUGGCAAAGGAUUCCGCCUGCAGAGGAUGCUCAACCGGCACAUCAAGUGCCACAGCCAGGUGAAGAGACACUUGUGCACCUUCUGUGGAAAAGGCUUCAACGACACCUUUGAUCUGAAGAGGCAUGUCCGGACCCAUACUGGCAUUCGUCCCUACAAGUGCGAGGUUUGCAACAAGGCCUUCACGCAGCGCUGCUCGCUGGAGUCGCACCUGCGGAAGAUCCACGGCGUGCAGCAGCACUACGCCUACAAGCAGAGGAGGGACAAGCUGUACGUGUGCGAGGACUGCGGCUACACGGGCCCCACGCAGGAGGAGCUGUACCUGCACGUCAGCGGCGUCCACCCCGGCAGCGCCUUCCUGAAGAAAACCUCCAAAAAACUCGCAGCUGUUCUGCAAACCAAGCUCAGCCCCGUGCUGCAGAGGAACUCCAAAGAGGAGGGCAAGGACGAGUGA
Molecule: messenger RNA, 934 nt
Organism: Melozone crissalis (California towhee)
Lineage: Eukaryota; Metazoa; Chordata; Aves; Passeriformes; Passerellidae
Gene: OVOL2
Product: ovo like zinc finger 2
Exons: 4
Coding region: 137-934 (265 amino acids)
Biological process (GO): regulation of transcription by RNA polymerase II; epidermal cell differentiation
Cellular component (GO): nucleus
Molecular function (GO): RNA polymerase II cis-regulatory region sequence-specific DNA binding; DNA-binding transcription factor activity, RNA polymerase II-specific
Source: RefSeq, a predicted model, not a curated record